GUCAACUAUAGCCAGUAGUGUUGAGCCGGUUGCUGCACAGACUGACCCUGCCUUGCCAAACAGCUCUGAUGCUGGCAGCGACGGAGACCCGUGGAAUAGGAUGAAUCGGUGAAAGGAUGUUAAAGUGAAAAAAAAGAAGAAAAACAAAAGAGGCGCCACGGGUAUUCGGAUCGCAGGGGCCAGAAAGACAGAGGAACCAUGUCGAGAGUUAGGCGGCCUUCGGGCAACAGUAGACUGGACUAGCGCGGCUCUUUCUACUUGGGAGUACUGCCUCGCCUAACUUUUGGACUCGGCGGACAUUUUCUGUCGCGAUGUGGAAAUUAUUCAACAUGCAAACAUCUGCUUUGGACAGUCGUUAAACAGCGACUGAGCAGCAUUCCUGAAGGUUCGGCGUGGGCUCGGGUGUCAUUGUCGUACGUGCACGUGAGACAGCCAGUGUGUGCGUGUAUGUGUUUGCUCGCGCGCGCGCGCCCGUGUGUCACCAUGAGUCUCGUAUCAGGCUUUCCUCACCAUCCGGUCAUGCACCACCACGACAGCCACCACUACUCCCUGCACGCGGCCGCAGCGGGUCGGUGUCACGAGGACACGGGAGCGCCUCCUUAUUUCACGAGCUGGCUUAUUAGUCACGCGGACGUGUCGCCCACCGAGUACGGCCUCGCUCCGGGCUACAGUCCAGAUUACCACGGCAACAGUGGCACUGGGACCGUAAGUGGCCUGGAUCCUCACCACCACCAUCACCACUACGGACACGGUGCGUUGGUCCCCGGUGCUGGCGCCAUCGCUGUGAACGGAGCCCAGGUGGGUAUGCAUCAUCAUCAUCAUCACCACGCACAUCCUCGGACAGUGAAGCGGAGACCGACUGCAAACCGGAAAGAGAGACGACGGACCCAAAGUAUUAACUCGGCCUUCGCGGAACUGAGGGAGUGUAUCCCCAAUGUCCCCGCCGACACCAAGCUGUCCAAGAUCAAGACGCUUCGGUUGGCCACCAGCUACAUCUCCUACUUGAUGGACAUCCUGGACAAGGACGGCCAGCACGGAGACACGCAGGCAUUCAAAGCCGAGCUGAAGAAGACAGAAGCGCGGGAGGAGCGGAGGAAGCGGGACACGGUGGACAUCGCCAAGACAGCUACAUCGUCAUCUUGCUCGUCGUCGUCCUCCUCCUCAUCGUCACUGGGCGACAAGAAGACAAAAGGGCGGACAGGAUGGCCCCAGCACGUCUGGGCACUGGAACUCAAACAGUAGCCAGCUCCAUCCCGCAGGUCGACUGCACUCCCUGUUCCGCUGCGCUCCGCAGCGGGACGAUCGUGACGCACUCGCAUGAACUAGCAAGUCAUCAUCACCUUUGUGUGGAUGUGUGGACCUCGUUGGACACUCAUCCGUUCCCCUCAAGGAAAACACGGCCGUACAGAACGUUAAGGUGGUCUAUUAAUCCCCGUCAUUGGUGGGUUGUUCUGUUUGCUCUCUAUACAUUUUCGAUCUGCAAAAAUCUUAAAUUGUUACCUCAGUUAUCCAUUUGGUUAAACACUGCAAGUGGAAAUUUAGAUCGUCCUCGUGUUACUGAGGUGUAUAAAUGGGGAUAACCAGCGAUUGCAGCGUCAGUAUAUUGUAAGCGGGUCAGGGAUGAAGAGGUUCAAAUAAAACAUCGAACCGUGUUUUAUCUGUUGCUCAAUAUGCCCGAAUUGAAAUAGAUCGGGGUCAUUCGCGGCAUGCGAUGUUUGCCCACAAAUGCUCUUAAAUUUUGUUCUCUUUUAAGAAAUGAAAGUGAACACAAGUAGGCUACCUGAAGAUAUCCCAACCACUCAUCCUCUGGGCCACAGAUUUAUUCCCACAAGCAUUCUGUACAAAUGGGAGUCAGUUUGCGCUCAACUUUAUUUAACUCGAUAUAUAUAUUUAUGUGCAAUGGGGCCGUUUGGAAGAGCUGAACUGCCACUCAACUGAAUGCCAAAAGACAUAUAAUAUUUCUCAUUACCACACUACAAGUUGUUUGUGAAGUUGUACUGUCUACCUGCAUAUUUGUCUUUCUGGUUCUCUCUGGGCUGCGGUGUAAAUACAUGUUGUGACGUCACUGUGAUGACAAAGUGUCGGUUUUGUGAAGUGAAAAACGUGGUGGGAGUGUAAAUAAUACCAAAUAUAGGCUGUAAUCUGUGUUAAGAAUUAAAUAAACCACCACUUGUUUACAUCGAAACUGAUGAAAAUCGACCGUUUUUUAAGUUGUGAAUAUUGUGUCUCGAAAAUAGUGAGGACAUUUUUGGAGAUUUAAAAAUAAUC
Messenger RNA from Hippocampus comes (tiger tail seahorse), 2268 nucleotides. RefSeq names its product heart and neural crest derivatives expressed 2 (gene hand2). The record is from RefSeq and is a predicted model, not a curated record. Lineage: Eukaryota; Metazoa; Chordata; Actinopteri; Syngnathiformes; Syngnathidae. Gene Ontology annotation, biological process: heart development; regulation of transcription by RNA polymerase II. Bases 448 to 1242 code for a protein of 264 amino acids. The transcript has 2 exons. Gene Ontology annotation, molecular function: DNA-binding transcription factor activity, RNA polymerase II-specific; protein dimerization activity; RNA polymerase II transcription regulatory region sequence-specific DNA binding.